This is a messenger RNA of Trypanosoma cruzi, 1199 nucleotides long. Its product is annotated as serine/threonine protein kinase, putative. NCBI's taxonomy places the organism in Eukaryota, Euglenozoa, Kinetoplastea, Trypanosomatida, Trypanosomatidae. The annotation marks the transcript as partial. The record is from RefSeq and is a predicted model, not a curated record. Gene Ontology annotation, biological process: intracellular signal transduction; peptidyl-serine phosphorylation. The transcript has a single exon. Gene Ontology annotation, molecular function: protein serine/threonine kinase activity; ATP binding.
AUGUCUGAGAGAAAAAUGGUAAAUAAGAGCAAAACUGGUAUUCGUGAAAAACUCCACAGUGCCAUUGCAUGGCUUUUUACUCCCGGACACAAAAGUAUUGAAUAUUGCAAGAACCAGGGCGAAGGAGAUCAUCAGGUGUCUGCUGCCGUGGAUGGGUCUUCAUCGUUGGCAGGUGAUGGGUGUCCGCUGACGACGCCACGCGCCAAUUUAAAUGUAAAAAUCAAUCGAGAGGGUCUCCAGCAGGCGGCGGUGUCGGCAGCGACAUCCCAACAUGCAGGCGAACUCUCCACGCGAGCUGCUGGUAACAACCUCGCUUUGGAUUUGGAUGCCGCCUCAAUUGAUCACAGCGAGUUCUUCUCGUUUCUUGAGGACGUUAUUGGAGGCAAACACAUUGAAAUGCUGAAGGAGCUAAAUCAAUUGCACGAAUCAAACGCCAAUAGCAACGUGGAAGCCAACACUGUUGACUCACCUUCUCCGGCUCCCGUAGAAAGUGGAGAAGGUUUUGGGGAAAGUGUUCUGAGGGCGUCCUCCUUUCUUGCUCCUUGUGUAGAAGCACAAGGACAAAGUGAGAGGAUUUCCGAAGUAAAACAAGACACCUUAGCUAAUAAAACGGAGAGAGACGGUGCUUCUUCGGCUGCUCGCUCGCUGAAGGGCUAUGAGCUCAUUGCAUAUCUUGGUAAAGGCGCAUUUGCCGAGGUUACUUUGGCACGGCAUAAAGCAACCCAGAAGCUCUUUGCGCUAAAGAAGAUAUCGAAGCGAAAGGUGCGAGAAGAGGGUUGUGUGCAGCGUACCUUCACGGAACGUCAGUUACUUGCGUCACUUAAGCAUCCCUACUUGGUGAAGUUGUAUCAGGCAUUUCAGAGUCGUACGCAUCUAUAUCUUGUUCUUGAAUUUGCUCAGGGAGGAGAUAUGUAUUUUUUUCUCGAAUCGAAACCAUGGCUGCGGGAGAUGCGUCGUAAAGUUCAAAAAUUGAGGAGGCUUUCCUUUUGCAGUGACAUGGCAUGCUCAUUUCCAGGCGACGCGCAAGACGAGUCUGAUCUGACGUCGAAUCACUCUUGUCCUUCUAAGCACUUGAUUUCUACCGUUUCCUCUUUCAGUAGCACAAUACAGUUGGCCCCAGACCAGAGCCGUGCACCAAUUCGUUUGGUCGCCUUUUACGCUAUUCAGCUUGCGCUAGUACUGCAGUAUCUGCAUGAUAA